UAUCACGUAUAGCAUAUACGGAGGAACAUCAAGACGCGUACCACAAACUCGAGGAGAGGCUCGGCCGAAAAUCAUAAUUAUAUUUAAUAUCACUAUGCUUUCUACACUAAGAAAGUGCUGCGUGUAAAGUGCGUUGUUGUAAAAAUGUAUUACUUUCCUCAUAUUCUCACCUUUCUUAAGAUGCAACAAUAUGUAGUCUACGAAACUAGUUUGACCAGGUCAUUGACUGGUGCAAUUAUUCAUGUAAAAUCACCAAAUACCAAAUACUUAAAGAAGUGGAAUUUGAAAAUUUUAGUUCUUAGCCAAACACAAAAGUGGAAAGUGGUGGGAAAAGUGGAGCUCAAUUUUAUCGGUUCUAAGUGAUAAUUGAUUCCAUGUUAAAAAUGAAGACACCGAUUUUAGUUUAUUUGCUUUUAUUAAGCGUCUUGCCUCGCGAGUUUUCCGCUGCAAUUGUUGAGGAUCAUAAACAUUUUCAACAGUUUAAGUUAGUUUACAAUAAACAUUAUGCAACGGAUACUGAGGAGCGUAGACGAGAGAGUAUUUUUCUGAAACAUUCCGCCUUCAUUGAAGAACACAAUCAAAACUAUACAAAAGGCUUAACGAGCUUUGAGUUGGGCAUAAAUGAGUAUGCUGAUUGGAGCGAAGAGGAGUUUAUGAGUUUUAUGAGCGGCAGUGAUGAGAUCCAUGACAUACGAAAUGUUAUGAAACAAGGCGCCACCUUCAUACCUCCAGCCAAUGUCAAGUUACCCGAUGCAGUGGAUUGGCGUGAAUUGGGUGCAGUGACGGGCGUGAAGAAGCAAGGUCGUUGCGGCUCUUGUUGGGCUUUCGCCGCAACUGGUGCUCUUGAAGGUCAACACUUUCGCAAAACCUCCAAGCUCAUAUCGCUCUCGGAGCAAAACCUCGUUGAUUGCACUCUUACGUACGGUAAUAAAGGCUGUAAUGGUGGAAUUAAAGAACGUGGCUUUCUCUAUGUACGUGAUAAUGGCGGCAUUAACUCGGAAGUUACCUAUCCAUAUCGUGCUCAACAGGAUGCCGAAUGUCUAUUCGAUGCAUCGGCAAUUGCAGCGACGAGUAAGGGUUUUGUGAGAAUCCAACCAGAAGAUGAAUACGCACUGCUGGCUGCUGUGGCGACAGUUGGUCCUAUUGCUGUUAAAAUGAACAUGAAAUGCUUACGAAAGCAAUUCUAUAGGCAAGGUGUAUUCAAUGAUCAACUCUGUGAGGAGCGUAGACCAAAUCAUGCCCUGCUUUUGGUGGGUUACGGGCGAAAUAAUGUUACGAAUGAAGAUUAUUGGAUACUGAAGAACUCCUGGGGUGUCUCUUGGGGUAUGGAUGGCUAUAUAACCGUGCCAAGGAAUGUUAACUUUGGUGGAAUAGCAUUGGGUCCGAGUUAUCCGUUGGUUUGAAUGUUGCAUAUUAGUAGCCAUGAAUUGUCUACAUCUUUAAAUUUGAAUAAAAGCUAAAUAAAAAAUUUAUAUUGUAAAAUAAAAUAUUAAAAAUGCAUUUAA
Molecule: messenger RNA, 1505 nt
Organism: Ceratitis capitata (Mediterranean fruit fly)
Lineage: Eukaryota; Metazoa; Arthropoda; Insecta; Diptera; Tephritidae
Product: cathepsin L1-like
Exons: 4
Coding region: 375-1403 (342 amino acids)
Biological process (GO): immune response
Cellular component (GO): lysosome
Molecular function (GO): cysteine-type endopeptidase activity
Source: RefSeq, a predicted model, not a curated record